AUGCUUGCAGGCAAAAUCGCCCUGGUGACCGGUGGCAGCCGAGGCAUCGGAUCCGGCAUUUCACUCGAGUUGGCCAAGAAAGGUGCCUCUGUGGCCAUCAACUACGCCAGGGACCCCCACUCCGCCGAAAAGAUGCUCAAGGAGAUGGAGGCGCUGGAGGGCCGCGCUGCCGCUUUCCAGGCAAAUCUGACUCAAGUGGACGCAAUUGAGAACUUGUUCCGACAGGUCGUGGCGCACUUUGGUCAACUAGACAUUGUCGUUUGGAACUCUGGAACGGAGAAGUUUGUCUCUCUGGCCGAUACGACCUUGGAAGAUUUUAACAAGGUGUUCGAUCUCAAUACCCGAGCUCAGUUCUUCGUGGCCAAGAACACCUACAACUAUAUUCAACCCGGUGGACGGGUUGUCCUGAUGUCUUCCAUUGCUGCCGGAGUGGGCGUUCCCGGGCACUCCUUGUACGCCGGCAGCAAGAGAACGCCAUGCCAAAGUUUUCAAUGGGAAACCUCAAUAUGA
Molecule: messenger RNA, 510 nt
Organism: Penicillium maclennaniae
Lineage: Eukaryota; Fungi; Ascomycota; Eurotiomycetes; Eurotiales; Aspergillaceae
Product: Hydroxynaphthalene reductase arp2
Exons: 2
Coding region: 1-510 (169 amino acids)
Source: RefSeq, a predicted model, not a curated record